AUGAGUUUAUUCGAUAACUACGAAAGUGAUUUCCAAUUAGCUAUUCAAGAUGCCAAAUCCAAACUUUCUUCGGUCCCAUCCAUCAAUGAUCCAGAACAAAGAAAACUGGCUUUAAGAUCUAUAGAACAUGCCACUGAUGAAUGCUUAGAAUUGAUAGAUCAAAUGAAUUUAGAAGUACAAAACUUACCUUCUAACCAAAGAUCUUCCUAUAACACCAAAAUCAGACAAUACAAAUCACAAAUCAAUGAAAGUAAGAACGAUUUAAAGAAAUUGUUAGAUGAUCAAGAUAAAUUCGAAUUAUUUGGUAACAGAUACACCGACGAUGAUGACUUACAAGAUGGUCAAAGGAAACAAUUAUUAAGUAAUAAUUCCUCAUUAGAAAGAUCUUCUGAAAGAUUAAGAGAAUCUCAAAGAAUUGCCUUGGAAACAGAGAAUAUUGGGGGAAAUAUCUUGAAUGAUUUAAGAGCUCAAAGGGAACAAAUCUCAGGUACUAGAAAUACUUUGUUAGCAGCUGAUGGGUAUGUGGACAAAUCCAUCAAAACAUUGAAGUCCAUGAGUAGGAGAUUAACUGCCAAUAAGUUCAUAAGUUAUGCCAUUAUAGCAGUGUUGAUUAUAUUGAUAUUCUUGGUGUUGGCAAGUAAAUUCACGUAG
Molecule: messenger RNA, 651 nt
Organism: Yamadazyma jaroonii
Lineage: Eukaryota; Fungi; Ascomycota; Pichiomycetes; Serinales; Debaryomycetaceae
Source: the annotation of a GenBank genome assembly